Messenger RNA from Mytilinidion resinicola, 1292 nucleotides. RefSeq lists its product as uncharacterized. The transcript has a single exon. Bases 218 to 1060 code for a protein of 280 amino acids. NCBI's taxonomy places the organism in Eukaryota, Fungi, Ascomycota, Dothideomycetes, Mytilinidiales, Mytilinidiaceae. The record is from RefSeq and is a predicted model, not a curated record.
GCCAGUUUUUGUGAUCGGGCGCCUAACGCGCGACAGUAAAGAGGCAGAGCCAGCUGAAUUUGUCGAACUUGCCAACGCGAACCUCCAAAGCAAUUCACAACAGUCUAUCUAUAAUUCCUCCCUCCUUCAGCUUCAUUUAUUUUGAGACAUUUCAAUAUUUGCAACACACAGUUCAGCUUUGUCCGCUGCAGAAGUGCCCUCGGGCUUCGCAUUGAGGAUGCGCAAGCGUGACUUGCUGCUGCCUAGGCGUUUUCGGCCCAACUCUGGAAUUUCCAACGCAUCGCAAGCCCCGUCAUCCGCGGUUCAACUAACGACACCAUCGGUUACACCAUCCGCAUCCUCUACGCAGAGCCUGCAGGGAACCUCUACGACUACAGUAGCGUCUGCGAACGGAGCUCUUGAGCUAGCGAUUCAGAGACACCUAGAUAAGAUCACAGAUGCCGAAAAGGAAGCCUUUCGAGAAGCCUCGAAAACCAUCGAUGAAGAAAACCUACUCUCAAAGGCUCGGGCGUGUGACGAUGCCCAUAAACAGAGAUCAUCAUUCCGACCCCAAGCUGAGCGCCUCGCGAAGUUCCUAAACCUGCUUAAUCGAUUUAUGGGAGGCAUCGCCAUUGGCAUACAGGCGUAUCCGGAAAUUUCCUCUCUUGUCGUUGGCGCGGUACGGAUUGUCAUCGAUCUAGCCAUUGACUUUGUGGACUUCUUCAGCAAAUUGGCUGACAUGCUUUGUCAAUUUGAAGAUUACCUCGAACCGCUUGCAGAUUUCGCGAAAGCAUCCCAAGACUCUGUGCCCGUGCAGAAAACGGUCGCUAACGUCUACGGCGAUCUACUGGAUUUCUGCCAGAAGGCGCGCCGUGUCUUCGUGGACACCAACGGAAACAAACGAAAAUGGACGUCGUGGAGAUUGUUCAUGCGGCAACAGUGGGAGCCGUUUGAGACCGGAUUCGGUCCUAUCAAAAUAAAUAUGCAGCAUCAUCUAGAUGUUUUGCGCCUUGCCGGCCAAGCACUGCAAUUACGCAACGACCGAGAAGCUACGCAAGAACGCCGACGUAAGUCAUCUUAAAGCCUAGGAGCUUUUUCUAUUGGAAAAACUUUUGUGUAACACCGUCAUAGAAAUGGAGAGGGAAAGCUUCUUGGACUGGAUAUCUAAGGUCGACUUUGAGAAGGUUCACGAUGGUAUCUACGCAAAGAAGCAUAGAGGUACUGGUGAUUGGUUAAUUCAAAAGGAGGAGUUUCAGACUUGGUUUAGCAGCUCAAAGUCCUCCUUGUUAUGGUGUCAUGGAAAGCGUGAGUAC